Molecule: messenger RNA, 4056 nt
Organism: Gadus macrocephalus (Pacific cod)
Lineage: Eukaryota; Metazoa; Chordata; Actinopteri; Gadiformes; Gadidae
Gene: ucn1
Product: urotensin 1
Exons: 2
Coding region: 2564-3043 (159 amino acids)
Cellular component (GO): extracellular region
Molecular function (GO): hormone activity
Source: RefSeq, a predicted model, not a curated record
GGAAGAAGUAGGAAAAAUCCAGCCGUUAUAUUUUUUUUCAGAAAUGUGGAAUGAUAGGAUUGUUUUUAUUCACCUGUUUGUGUCAUCUUUUGUAUUUAUAUCCACACAUCAGCUUUGUAGCGGGAAGCAAUUUGAUUGGCUGCAGCAUGCGUACACAAAAACUAGUCCCCAUAUGUCAGACACGCCCUUGGUCAUCCGUCGACGGACGCAUGUAGUGUGAACAAGCGAAUGCAUUGUGAGUCCGUCCGUCCAUUCGGCUCCAGGGCCUACGUCAAAAAGUUGAGAAACUUGUGAGUAGGCCUACGGACGGGUGCGGGUUUGCAGAAUAACACCGGUGCAGGCUCUGCUCUGCUUAACUCUCCAAACGCAUUUGCCACAUCUUGCUCCGACUGUUUUUGACUGACUAAUUUUAAAAUGGUUAGCUACCCUGGCCGUCCCUGGCCUACACCCAAAUUUAGGACUGAGUUUGCAACCAGCAAGGCAGGGUAACGAGCACAGCAACGCAAGCAGCGGGAAAUGAAAGCACAGCGGCGCCCCGAUGUAGAAUGACGAGUUGGAGCGCGGCAAUGACAACUAUUGGCACAUUUCAACCGGUGGGUGCGGCUUGGCGGGGUAGUGAAUGGCGGUUCGGCGCAGCCCAGUUACGGCUCGCGUUUCCACCGCCGACAGUACCCUUAUGCUAGGGUUUAAACCGGAGGGGAAUGGCCAUCCGGUUACGUUAGCAUCCUGACCUCGUAGCAGCCCGACACAGUGUAGCCUGCUAAUAAGUCCAAGGAAAAAGAAGUACGCGACACAAUAAACAAAGAUCAAUAAUGUAGGACGUCCAAGAAGGACGGAAAACUUUUGCGGGACAUUUUCUUCAAUAAACAAAGCUUUCGCCAUUGUCCAGAAAUACCUUGCGGAUAAUGUGUUGGUUUGUUAUUAUCCCCCUGUCGCACGGAAGGGCGAUUCUGUUAACCAAUCAAUGGACGGCGUGUUAGCUCGAACUUGCCGGCAACCUUUAAGGCGCCUCUGUACCCCAACGGAGGAGUAAUACGGCUCAGUCCGGAUCACGUCCACUUUUCGCGGUGGAAACGCAACCUGUGCCGAACCUUUGCGGACUGAACCGACCCGCAACCUCCGGUGGAAACGCACCAUUAUUGCGUCAACAACAAAUAUAUAUCUAUAUCGACAUUCUGCUUGAAAAUAUCGAGAUAUGACUUUUGGUCCAUAUCCAGCCCUACUUUGAGUCUCAGCUUUCAUAUGGUAUAUCGUUUUUGUACAUAGCAUGACGUUAAAUGGAUUGUUUAAGCAUUGUUAUUAGCAUUUAGCUUCUACCGGGUGUAAACCGCAUACGUAUCAAGCACCUAGCCUCUAGCCAUAUAAAUGAGGGUCCACACACACAAACACCCAAUAUAAAAAAGUCAUACUUCCAAUCGAUUACUCUUUUUAGCGCCAGUGUAACAAGGAAUAACGUAACUGUUUAAGCUUGACAUUGUGUCCCUGCCACGUCUGCAAUGGUUAGCAUUUGUGAUUUUUGCCACCUUGGGCUAGAGCGUCAUCUCUAGAGCGUCCUCACGCUCUAGCCUGAACGGAAGUCAAUGAGACAACUGAAAAUAUACGAUGCCGGUAUGAAAUAAAACUGUUAAACUGAUUCUGAUAGAACUAUAAAUGAUAUCAAUAAUCUGUCAUUGAGGAUGUGUAUUGAUUUCUUUGUGAUUGUGUCAUGUCAUUGCAAGUCAUGGUAAUGUUAGCUACAUUUGCCUCUUUAGCAAUCCAGCUCAAAAACAAACAACACAACCUAGCAUUGUAUUGCACGCACAGCACGAUGGUGCAAUGCAUAAAUUGGUGACCGGAAUAAAGUAGCAAAAAAUGUGCUAGUACCAUUUAAAAAAACAUUUAAAAUCGACAUAAAAUGACAACCGUGGUACAAAUACAAUACAAGGAAAUAAAUCUCUUUCUGGGUGCAGCUUUGUUUUCGAGUCGUAGGCCUACGGUCAGCCUCACUGAACUUGGUAUGCUCUCAGAAUUCCGUGUUGGACCGACAAAAAAGGGGUCGUUCCUCCGUGGAAUCCCGCAAGAAAGCUGGGAGAUUUCCCCACUUGCAACUCGUUCGGGUGGUGUGCGAGGCAUCUGGAACACCCCAUAAGGGUCGGCGAAUGGGCCUAAAUAAUCGUGCAGAAUAGGCUAUUUAAGAAAUACGAUUUUCUUUCCAAGAUAAUCUGAACAUUUAAAAAUUGAGUAUUAGUCUAGGUGAAAAAUUGUGGAAUGGGUAGGGUCCCAAAGUUUGCAGAGAAGAAUAAAGAAAGAAUAAAGCCUAAGAAGAACAAUAGUUGAGCGCUGCAUGCAGCACUCAACUCAUCAUCAUGCGUUGUCCUCAGCCUUCCCUGAACACACAUGGCCUUUCAGAUUUCUGUCUGUCUGUUGCCCCUCAGCCCUUCACUGACGUCAACAGACCAGUGCUGGACAUAUAUAAGGUCUAUGGGGUCCUCCCACCGUCACUCGAGGGACUCCGGACGGGCUGCUUCACCAGGGGCCACAGAGCGGAUUACUGGGGCUUACUGUGCAAGGACGUCUGGUCACCAUGAAGCCCGUCCCGUUCAUCCUGCUCCUCGCAUCUGUCCUGCUGGCCUCCCACGGCCGCCCCUCCGCCGUCCGGACGCUCCCCGCCCGGGACGAGGCGCUCCUCAGCGCCGUCUCGGACCUCCUCGGCGACACGCUGCUGCGCGUCAUCCAGAGGACCAGUCCGGGGGUCAGUCUUUCCCUUGGGUCCGACAACGAGGAGCUCUCGAUAGCAGCGCAGAUGGACGCUACAGCCCUCUUUCACCUGGCGCGUGCUGUGGCGACCUUGGAGACAGAGCUGCGCGCGCCCGGGAUGGAGGGUGAGCCCGAGAAGAACCGUGUGGACGACCUGGGGGGGCUGUCCAAGAGGAGCGAGGAGCCGCCGAUCUCCAUCGACCUCACCUUCCACAUGCUCAGACACAUGAUCCACAUGGCGAGGGUGGAGAGGGAGAAGGAGCAGGCGGAGAUGAACCGACACUUCUUAGAUGAGGUGGGGAAGUGACAGACCCGGUGAACAUGGGGAGAAACAAGCUAUACUAUCAAUAUGUUCUUUCAAGUUAUUUUUUAUUUAUUUUGCCAUCGUUGAGUAGGCCUAUAUCUGCCUUCAGCCUGCAUUCACGCAUAAGCAGUGUCGGUUUUAGAAACUAUGUUUAGAAAAUGGUUUUAGAUGCAUGGAAACGAACAGCGCAGACUCACCAUUGAGCGCCUCUCAGCUCCUGCUAGGGGUAACUAGUGCUCAGAAUAACUCCUUACUGCCAGUGUCCUUUUCAAACUCAGCUGAAGACUCACGAAGUCUAACGGAUCAUGAGGAGGAUAAUAUACGUAGUGUUCUGGGACAAGUUCAUCCUUGAAAAAAUAUUUAGAUUUAAGAAUGACAAUAAGUAAAGAUUUGAAAAGGAUUAAAUCUCACUGAAUAUUUUAAACUGAACUUCUCCAGCACUUCAAUAUUAAAAUAUUACGAUAAAAAAAUAUGUUUUAUUUGAUCAAGAUAUACUUCAAAUAAAGACCUUUUGAGGGAGUGUAUAGCUACUGUCAGUACUCUACUGGUCAUACAUGUUCUAACCUGCUUAAAUUCACCACAGUGUUGCAGAUAGGUUGUUGAGAAUGCAUGAUGUGGUUUUUAUGUGGUGAUUUGUAGGAUUUAUUGAAACAUGAAUUGUUCAAGGAGGCUUGUUAAACUAGAUUGAACAGUCUGCCGAAAAUGACCCCAACGCUGUUUAGAUGUUAAUUUGAACAUCAAAAUCAUGACGGAUGUUGUUCCAGACCCAAUGUGUUAUUCUGAUUAUCAACUUGGACCCAGGGACGUGCACAGGGGGGUUGCUCAGGUUGCUUGGGCAACUGCCCAUAUGCCCUCCUCGACUCAGGUUGCCUUUCCGAGAAAAAAAAAAAUAUAUAUAGAUUAUUUUUUAAUCAUUUGAUGGAUGCAGAAUUUCAUGUAGGCCUAGAUAAUAAAAAUCGCCACUCGAAACAUUUCAUAAAGUAAGCGUAGCCUCAUUCAAUUCCGUUCGGGAGAGU